GCAAACUGCCAGGAAAUGUCCAACGUAAAUGGCAGUGCAAUCACAGAAUUUAUUUUACUUGGACUCACAGAUCGGUCAGAACUCCAGCCUCUGCUCUUCGUGUUGUUUCUGGUUGUUUACCUCAUCACUGUCCUAGGCAACCUGGGCAUGAUAAUGUUAAUCAGACUGGACUCUCGCCUUCACACACCCAUGUACUUCUUCCUCACUAACUUAGCCUUUGUGGAUUUGUGCUAUACAUCAAAUGCAACCCCGCAGAUGCUGGCUAAUAUCAUAUCUGAGAAGACCAUUUCCUUUGCUGGCUGCUUUACACAGUGCUACAUUUUCAUUGCCCUUCUCCUCACUGAGUUUUACAUGCUGGCAGCAAUGGCCUAUGACCGCUACGUGGCCAUAUGUGACCCUCUGCACUACAGUGUGAAAAUGUCCAGGCGAGUCUGCAUCUGCUUGGCCUCAUUUCCCUAUGUCUAUGGCUUCUCAGAUGGACUGUUCCAGGCUACCUUGACCUUCCGCCUGAGCUUCUGUAAUUCCAAUGUCAUCAACCACUUCUACUGUGCUGACCCACCACUCAUUAAGCUUUCUUGCUCUGAUACUUAUGUCAAAAAGCACGCGAUGCUGAUCUCAGCUGGCUUGAACCUCUCCAGCUCCCUCACCAUCAUUCUGAUGUCCUAUACCUUCAUUAUUGCCACUGUCCUCCGGAUCAAAUCAGCAGAGGGAAGGCACAAGGCAUUCUCCACCUGUGGUUCCCAUAUGAUGGCUGUCACCCUGUUUUAUGGGACUCUGUUUUGCAUGUAUGUAAGACCACCAACAGAUGAGACUGUUGAGGAAUCUAAAAUAAUAGCUGUCUUCUACACCUUUGUCAGUCCGGUGCUUAAUCCAUUGAUCUACAGUCUGCGGAAUAAAGAUGUGAAGCAGGCCUUGAAGAAUGUCCUGAGAUGAAGUAUGGUCAUGACCAUGGCAAUAUCUUCACCUUCUAAUAAACCAUAAGUCAAAAACUUUGGCUCAAAUGUACUUGCAUUUUGAUGAUGAGUUUUAGUAACAUCAUUGAUGAUGAUGACUCUGUAAGUAUGUCUUCAGUAUCUUAGCUAAAAAUCUCAUGUUGGAGAAAAAUGAGCUGCAUUUAUUUUUCUAUGCCAUGUUUCAUAAGUUGGUCUUCAUCCAGUAGCAUUGACAUUAGCAUGGAGGCUAAUACAACAAACAACACCUAAUUUGAUACAACAUCAAAUUAAUUAAUCAUUAGAAAGAAUUUACUACAAAUAUAUAAGGGCAUCUCUCAGCAUUCAGGGAAAAGAGUGCAGCUAGAACUCAGGAAACAAUCAAAAUGCAGGAUGCAAAGGCCCAAAAACUUACAUCUCAUUUUCCAAUCUGUAUCUGUUUGUUGCUGGAAUAUAUUAGCCUGAUAAUUUAAACUUAAUGUAAUGAUUAAGUUUAAAUAUGAACCUUAUUUUCUACAACCUUGCUAUUUUGUCUUCGUUUUAGCAGAGUUUUUAAAUUUGUUUCUUACAUUCCCUAAUAUUUAAUACAUUUAAUAGGUCAAGUAAGAAAUAUCUGUGAGUUUUAUUUUUGUUUUUUAUUACACUGGCUACACUGAUAAUACAAUGUGGAAUGAAAGUAUUGAGCAGAUAUCUAUGCUUUGUUUCCCAUCUAUUUAAUAUAUUACCAGGUUGUAUAAAGAUAGUUAUAGACUCUUCAUUGAUGUAUUUUAUCCAUUUGAAUGUUUCCUUCUAUUAUUUUUGCUUAGAAACUUUGUUAUUAGUUGAUACUAAAUAAUGUGAAAAGUAGUUUCAGCAUCUAUUGAUUAAUCCUGUGGCCACUCCUUUAUUCUGUUAAUGUGGUGUUUAAUUGUGUUUACCUUGCAUUCCUGAGUUUACAUAAAAUUAAUUGUAUUAUUUUUUUCUAUCAGUGGAUUUGCUUAGUUGAAGUAUUUCUGAAACAUGAAAUAGUCUUAUGCACAUUUAGAAGAAAUAUUUGUUCUAUAACUUAACUUUUUCUAAUGCCUUGAUCAGGUUUUAAUAGUGUGUUUAUAAAACAAGGUAGGAAAUGUUGCUCCUUCCUGUAUUUUUCUAAAUGUUUGAGUAAGAUAAUGAUCAUUUCCUCUUACGUAUGUGUUAAAAUUUGUAAGUGAAAUCACUGGGAUCUAGAGAUUCCUUUGUGGAAAGUUUUGAUUGUGAUUUUAAUUUAUUUAAUAGAUAAGGAGCUAUCCAAGUGGUCUGCUUGUGUCUAUUUUGGUGUUUUGUGUCUUUCAAGGAAUUUGUCCAUUUCAUUUGUAUUGACAAAUUAAUUGUUUAUAGUAUUUUCUUAGUGUCUUUUUAAUGUCUCUACUAUCUUUUAAAAAUAUCUUCUUUUCUAAUCCUGAAAUAAACAAUUUGUGUUUUCUCAAAUUUUUGGGGGGCAUCAGUCUGCUAGUAGGAUUAUCAAUUUAGUUACACUAUCAAAUAACUGACUGUUUUUUGUUGUUCUUUAAUUACUGAUUUAUUUUCUAUUUUGGUAGUUUCUGCUGUUACUUUCUUAGUUUUACUUUCAUGGCAUUUGUCUGUAUCUCCUUUUAUCAUUUUUUUAAACUGGUAGUUUAGAUUUUUGAUAUGAGACUUUCUUAUUUUCUCAUAUAAAUGUUUACAAGUAUGUAUUUUCCCUUAUU
Callithrix jacchus (white-tufted-ear marmoset) is the source of this 2632-nucleotide messenger RNA. Its product is annotated as olfactory receptor 5M11. The record is from RefSeq and is a predicted model, not a curated record. Gene Ontology annotation, molecular function: G protein-coupled receptor activity; olfactory receptor activity. NCBI's taxonomy places the organism in Eukaryota, Metazoa, Chordata, Mammalia, Primates, Cebidae. Gene Ontology annotation, cellular component: membrane. Gene Ontology annotation, biological process: G protein-coupled receptor signaling pathway.